Molecule: messenger RNA, 1057 nt
Organism: Anthonomus grandis grandis
Lineage: Eukaryota; Metazoa; Arthropoda; Insecta; Coleoptera; Curculionidae
Product: band 7 protein AGAP004871-like
Exons: 7
Coding region: 159-1031 (290 amino acids)
Cellular component (GO): plasma membrane
Source: RefSeq, a predicted model, not a curated record
UGUAUUAGUUGCCUUACUGUGAAGAUUUGAUUACGACUUAUACCUUGUAUCUGGGAUCGGGUAGAGUGGAGUGGUCUUUGAGAAUGUUUUAAUUACGGUUUGAUUUAAUUGCAAUACGGUAUUUUAUGUAGGGAGUUGUGUGGUAAAGGAAUUUAUGUAUGAAAGGUGGAUGGAGACGGACUGAUUCUGGUGGAUAUGAGUGCUUUUUAGAAUACGAAAAACUGGAUACCAUGGGAUGCGUGGAGUUCGCCGCGACUCUCGGCAGUGUCAUCCUGCUCAUUGUCACUCUACCGUUCUCACUUUUUUGGUCUUUUAAGGUGGUGCAAGAGUAUGAGAGAGCAGUAAUAUUCAGACUGGGGAGGUUACGUACGGGGGGAGCAAGAGGUCCGGGGAUCUUUUUCGUUUUACCUUGUAUCGAUAGUUAUUGCAAGGUCGAUUUGAGGACCGUGUCUUUUGAUGUGCCGCCCCAAGAGGCUCUCACCAAAGACUCCGUAACAGUCACUGUGGACGCGGUGGUUUACUACCGAAUAGAAGACCCACUUAACGCUGUAGUAAAAGUAACCAACUACAGCAACUCGACCCGACUCCUUGCCAUGACCACCCUAAGAAACAUAUUGGGCACAAGAAACUUAGCGGAAAUCUUGUCAGACAGGGAGGCAAUAUCGCAUGCGAUGCAAGCCUCUUUGGACGUCGCUACCGACCCAUGGGGAGUCAAAGUGGAAAGGGUUGAAAUAAAAGACGUAAGUUUACCCCAGCAACUUCAGAGGGCGAUGGCAGCUGAAGCUGAGGCUUCACGUGAAGCUCGUGCCAAGGUCAUCGCCGCUGAAGGCGAAAUGAAGGCUUCUAGGGCUUUAAAGGAAGCUUCUGAUGUCAUUAAUCAAAGUCCUGCUGCUCUACAACUGAGAUAUCUUCAGACUUUGAAUAAUAUAUCGGCGGAGAAGAACUCGACCAUCAUCUUCCCACUUCCAAUAGACUUGGUCAGCUAUUUUGUUAAUAUUAGGUCUAGAUCUGACUCGUCACAAGUUAUUUGAUUGUAAUAAAAAAGAGUUUUAUUGGU